Pongo pygmaeus (Bornean orangutan) is the source of this 1726-nucleotide messenger RNA. RefSeq names its product centriolar satellite-associated tubulin polyglutamylase complex regulator 1 (gene CSTPP1). The transcript is spliced from 9 exons. The coding region runs from base 81 to 1112 and encodes 343 amino acids. Lineage: Eukaryota; Metazoa; Chordata; Mammalia; Primates; Hominidae. The record is from RefSeq and is a predicted model, not a curated record.
UGCCAUGGCAACGGAGAGAGACGGCAACCUGGGUUCCGGAAGCCGGAGAGCUGGAGCUUUGAAGCCACCCCGGUUAAAGGAUGCUGAGUCCGGAGCGCCUAGCCCUACCGGACUACGAGUAUCUGGGCAUGCUUGAAACAAUGACACUUUUGAAUGUAAGAUAUACGAGAGGCCACACGUCUUCGGCUUUGCUUGUCAAAUGGAGAGGCUGCCAGAACCGGUCGGCUCCAUGGUUCUCAUGCCCCAAAGUCCUGCAAAUUGACACUUUUAACAGUGUAUGCCAGGGAACACACAUUCUCUUUCGAGAAUUCAGCUUCGUCCAAGCCACCCCCCACAAUAGGGUAUCAUUUUUACGGGCCUUCUGGAGAUGCUUCCGAACUGUGGGCAAAAAUGGCGAUUUGCUGACCAUGAAAGAAUAUCACUGUUUGCUGCAAUUACUGUGUCCUGAUUUCCCGCUGGAGCUCACUCAGAAAGCAGCCAGGAUUGUGCUCAUGGAUGAUGCCAUGGACUGCUUGAUGUCUUUUUCAGAUUUCCUCUUUGCCUUCCAGAUCCAGUUUUACUACUCAGAAUUCCUGGACAGUGUGGCUGCCAUCUAUGAGAACCUGCUGUCAGGCAAGAACCCCAACACAGUGAUUGUGCCGACGUCGUCCAGUGGGCAGCACCGCCAACGACCUGCCUUGGGCGAGGCCGGCAUGCUGGAGGGCGUGGAGGCAUCGCUGUUCUACCAGUGUCUGGAAAACCUGUGUGAUCGGCACAAGUACAGCUGCCCACCCCCAGCACUUGUCAAAGAGGCUCUUAGCAAUGUUCAGAGACUGACCUUCUAUGGAUUCCUCAUGGCUCUCUCAAAGCACCAUGGAAUCAACCAAGCCCUCGGAGCUUUGCCUGACAAGGGGGAUCUGAUGCACGACCCAGCAAUGGACGAAGAGCUGGAACGGCUGCUGGCCCAGGUCCCAGGCCUGGUCAACUCGGUCACAGCCAGUCCAGAGGCCAGUUGCCUGCCUUCCCGGACCCCUCCCAGGGUUGGCUCCCCCUGGAGACCUCUCCAUCAUUCCCGAAAAGUGGAUGGAGAGAGCGAUGGCUCCACUGAAGAGACAGACGAGUCGGAGACUUGAGGAGUCCAAAGGGUCCUGCCCGCAGCGCCCUGUACCUGCUCCCACCCAGCCCUUGGUGUGCCCACCCAGCCUCCUCUCCAGCACCUUGCUGUGCUGCCCUCUGCUGCUAACAAAGUGAAUAACAGCCCCAAGACCGGCCACAGGGGCUCUGAUGAUCAGCCCAGCCAGUGGCCCCGGAAAAGUGAAUGGCCUGCUCUCCCUGGCCCUAUCAGCCUGUGAACUUCACUCAGGCCCCAAGCUGACAGACUGUGCUGAGGCCACCUUAUCACGCCGUAGCCUGUUAGUCCUCCUAACCUCUUAAGAAGAGCAGUCUCUCUCUUCUGAGCCAGCCUCUGCUGGUCCCCCGAUAAGGUUCAUCUCACAGCAACUCCAUUAAGGGGGAGAACCCGAAUAGCCACGCAGGGCCUUGCACCAUCAAGGGUGACACCUGCGACGCAAGUACCAGGAGGACAUAACCACUGUGGCCUUCUGUUGGAGAACAGCCAGUAGCCUUGGUAGUAUGGAGAAGGGUGGGCCAGAAGAUGAUUUCACUUGCAAAAACUGCUUCAAGUCUUGACCCCUUUGUGUCUAAUAGCUAAACAUGUGAAACGAAUAAAGUCCCUCGUGUCUGGUAA